Messenger RNA from Talaromyces atroroseus, 3891 nucleotides. RefSeq lists its product as hypothetical. Gene Ontology annotation, biological process: glutathione metabolic process. Gene Ontology annotation, molecular function: 5-oxoprolinase (ATP-hydrolyzing) activity. The coding region runs from base 1 to 3891 and encodes 1296 amino acids. The transcript is spliced from 8 exons. Gene Ontology annotation, cellular component: cytosol. NCBI's taxonomy places the organism in Eukaryota, Fungi, Ascomycota, Eurotiomycetes, Eurotiales, Trichocomaceae. The record is from RefSeq and is a predicted model, not a curated record.
AUGGCGGUUACAAAUACUCACGGAGAUAUAGGCGGCGUCCGGAUAUCUAUAGACCGAGGCGGCACAUUCUGCGAUGUUAUUGCCCAAAUACCUGGACAGAAUGACCUCGUUUUCAAGCUUUUAUCCGUCGAUCCUCAAAACUACCGUGAUGCGCCAACAGAGGCAAUCCGGCGGGUAUUGCAGACCGUUGAGGGUCGUGAAAUAUCAGCUGGUGAAAAGCUGAAUGCGUCUACAAUCGAGUCGUGUCGCAUUGGAACUACUAUUGCGACCAAUGCUCUUCUGGAACAUAAAGGAAAGCGCUUUGCUCUCCUGACAACCAAGGGUUUCAGAGAUCUGUGUGAAAUUGGCGACGGCUCCCGUCCAAAGCUUUUUGACUUGAAUAUCCGGAAACCUGAAGUUCUAUUCGACCAGGUUGUAGAAGUCGAAGAACGAGUGACCAUAGAAAACUACGAAUUAGACCCAUUUCCCCAUCCAGAUCUUGAUGCGACAGACCCUGCACUGGUUAAAACGAACAGUGGCGAGGUUAUUCGUGUUUUGCAGCCUGUAGAUGUUGAAGCAACUCGCCAGCAGCUCAGGAAACUCCGCGAUGCGGGUUUUACAUCGAUUGCGGUUUGCUUUAUGCAUUCCCACAUCUUCCCAGAUCACGAAAUACUUGUGGGAGGCAUUGCGCGGGAAGAAGGGUUUGGUUCUAUAUCACUUUCAUCCGAGAUCAGUCCACGAAUAAAGAUACUCCAGCGAGCAACCGCUGUGUGCACCGACGCAUAUCUAUCUCCCAUUGUUCGAACAUAUGUUGAAGACUUUCUAAGUGGAUUCGCCGUGCCUCCGCAGCGAGUCGAGUUCAUGUCUUCGGACGGCGGAUUGCGCCCAGCACAAAAUUACACAGGCAAUGCGGCUUUGCUCAGUGGUCCCGCCGGUGGGGUUGUUGGUGUUGCCAAGUCAUGUUACGAUUUGAAGGAUCCCAAGGCUUUAAUUGGUUUCGAUAUGGGCGGCACAAGCACCGAUGUCUGUCGCUACGAUGGGAAAUUCGACCAUAUAAGCGAUACAACGAUUUCAGACCGCAAGGUUUACACGCCAAUGCUUAACCUGAACACCGUGGCAGCAGGAGGUGGAUCGAAGCUGUUUGUGAGAAAUGGGCUAUUGGCCGUUGGUCCAGAGAGUGCCGGCGCACAUCCAGGCCCUGCAUGCUAUCGAAAAGGGGGACCACUCACCAUUACCGAUGCAAAUCUCUUCCUCGGUCGACUAGUAGUAUCGUCCUUUCCCGCCAUAUUUGGCGAGCACGCAAACGAGCCUUUGGACACUGACAUCGUCGCCGAAAAAUUCGCCCAGUUGACUGAAGCCGUUAAUGCGGAAUCCGCAGUCAAGUUCACGCCUGAGCAGGUAGCUCUAGGCUUCAUCAAGGUCGCUAAUGAGAGCAUGUGCCGGCCGAUACGCAAUGCGACUGAAGCCAGAGGGUUUGCGACGUUGGACCAUAAUCUUGUCAGUUUUGGAGGAGCUGGAGGUCAGCAUGCUUGUGCGAUUGCUUCCAAUCUCGGCAUUCGUAGGAUUCUCAUCCACCGCUUCUCGUCUCUGCUGUCGGCGUAUGGAAUUAGUCUCGCCGAGAUCACCUCAGAGGCAAGCGAGUCGUUAUCGGUCGCAUUGUCACCAGAAACAAUGUCCCGGAUAGAGGAACGAGAAAGUGCUAUUAAGUCAAAACUGGAGAAAGAGUUGCACAGUCAGGAUAUCAUUGGCGAUACAAUUGAGUUUGAAGUGUUCCUCAAUCUGCAGUACAAGGGGAUGGACACAAGUCUGAGCGUCGAGAAACCGUCUGAUGGUGACUAUAGCGCGGCUUUCACUCGCCUGCACCUGCGAGAAUUUGCCUUCACGACGAACCGCGAGAUCGUGGUUGAUAGUAUCCGCGUGCGGGCAACAGCAAAGAAUUUCAAUGAGAAGGAGUCACAGUCUGUAUCAGAUGAGCUGGCAGCUGCAAAGUCAAGUAACAACAACAUUCCAUCUGCGAGAACGCAUCAGCGAGUCUUCAUCGAUGAUGAAUGGGUGUCCACCCCUAUAUUUGAACUUGACAAUCUAGUGAUAGGCUCUCGUAUCACCGGGCCGGCAAUCAUCACCGACAAGACGCAGACCAUCCUCAUUGAACCGAACUAUGAAUGCCAUCUCACCGGACGUCACGUUAUAAUCGACAAAGUCGCGGGCAAAGAAUCAUCGAUUCCAUCACAAAUCAGCACAGAAACAAUUAAUCCUGUUCAACUCUCCUGCUUCGCCAAUCGAUUCAUGUCCAUUGCCGAGCAAAUGGGCAACACCUUGCAGCGUACAUCAAUCAGUACCAGUAUCAAAGAGCGACUAGACUUUUCGUGUGCCAUCUUCUCGCCUGACGGCGGCCUGGUGGCUAACGCACCACACAUCCCAAUCCAUUUGGGCAGCAUGCAGUUCGCCAUACAGUAUCAGCACAAGCUUUGGGGCGACAAGCUGAAACCCGGAGACGUUCUUCUCACCAACCACCCGGAAGCUGGUGGCACGCAUUUGCCUGAUCUAACGGUUGUUACACCAGCAUUCUAUGACAAUCAACUGAUCUUCUACGUUGCCUCCCGCGGCCAUCACACGGAUAUUGGAGGAAUCGGCAUUACUAGCAUGAUUCCGGACUCAAAGGAGCUGUGGCAGGAAGGCAUGGCAGUCAAGUCGAUCAAGAUCGUUAGCGAAGGCGUCUUCCUUGAAACCCAAGUCAGAGAACUCUUCGACAAAGUAGCAGAAUACCCCGGUUGCAGCGCAACACGUCGGAUUAACGAUAACAUAUCCGACAUCAAGGCUAAAAUAUCCGCGAAUCAGCGCGGCAUCUUGCUGAUCAAACGGCUCUGUGAGGAAUUCACUCUGCCUGUCGUGCAUCUAUAUAUGGGGGGUAUCCAACGCAAUGCGGAACACGCAAUAAAGAAACUGUUCCGCGAACUAUAUGUCAAAACUGGAGGCAAGCCGCUCAGAGCAGUGGACUGGUUUGACGAUGGCACUGCGGUGCAGGUGAAGAUUACAAUCGAUGGUGAGCGUGGAACCGCCGUGUUCGAUUUUGCAGGCACUGGGGCUCAGACUUAUGGAAAUAUGAAUAUGCCGGUGUCCAUCACGCACUCGGCUAUCAUCUACGUUCUGAGAUGCAUGGUUGAUAUGGAUAUUCCUCUGAACCAGGGCUGUUUGUACCCGUGCGAGAUCCGCAUUCCAGAAGGCACAAUUUUGAACCCAUCAUCAACUGUCGCGAUCUGUGGCUCGACCAUCUCGAGUCAGCGCGUGACAGACGUGAUCCUACAAGCCUUCGGCGCCGCUGCUGGCAGUCAGGGCUGUGCGAAUAGUCUUGGUUGGGGCAUGGGUGGCAAAGAUCCGCUGACGGGGGUUGUUACUCCAGGAUGGAAUUAUGGCGAAACGGUCGGUGGAGGAAGCGGUGCAGGACCAACAUGGCACGGCACACAUGGAGUCAAUGUCCACUCUACAAACACAAAGGCCACGGAUCCGGAAGUCAUUGAGAAGCGGACGCCGGUCAUCGUGCGGCGCGAUGUCAUUAACCGCGGCACGGGCGGCAGAGGCUUGUAUAAAGGCGGUGAUGGGAUGACGCGCGAAGUCGAGGCUCGCAUACCCAUGAAAUUCAGUAUUUUGUCUGAGAGGAGAGUGUAUAGUCCUUAUGGUCUUGAGGGAGGAGAGCCGGGGAGUGUAGGAGUCAACUUCAUUUUCAAGAAGAAUGUGCAUGGUGAAUUGGAGAAGAUCAAUAUUGGCGCUAAAGCGGUUGUGUCUCUGAAUGCUGGGGAUUAUAUUCAGAUUAAUUCGCCAGGUGGUGGUGGCUGGGGCAAGCCUUCAGAAGAUCAAGAUAAGAGUACGAUUGUCGAUGGUGUUCGUCCAACGCCCGCCAUCAGAGUAGAAUGA